ACAUCGGUCUUCCUAUCCUUGUCAGCUUGGACCGUGGACACCUUCUCGAUGAGCCCUAUAUAAGUUGAUAUCAGGAGAAUAAUAUCUCUCAAGCCCUCAAACCACUUCCAAACAUGAGUUUCUGCAAGCACUGCAUCCAAGGCGUACGACACGAGGGUGAGCCCCUGGGCAAAACCGAGACCAUCGCCGGUGUCACUUGCUAUAUCGCCACACCUACUGUCGACUAUCCCAAGGACAAAGUCGUCCUAUUCCUGCCGGACGUCUUCGGUAUCGAACUUAUCAAUGCCAAGCUUCUCGCUGAUGACUUUGCGAAAAAUGGCUUCAAGGUCGUUGCACCCGACUACCUCAACGGCGAUGCCCUUGCCGCUGAUGCCAUGAAUUCCGGCACGUUUGAUUUGAUGGGAUGGCUCUCUAAGCAUGGCGCCGAUCAGACCCGCCCUCCCCUCGAGAAGGUCAUUGCCGCACUCAAAGCGGAAGGCGUCACCAAGUUUGGCGCAACUGGCUACUGCUUUGGCGGUCGUUACACUUUUGAUCUUGCGUUUGACAACAUCAUCCAAUGCGCCGUCGUUGCCCACCCUUCGCUCUUGAAGAACCCUGCCGACCUCGAGACGUACUUUGCCAAAUCGAAGGCGCCUCUCCUGAUCAACUCCUGCGAAGUCGAUCAGAUGUUCCCUGCUGAAGCCCAAGCAAAGGCCGAUGAGAUUUUCGGAGAUGGGAAGUUCGCCCCAGGGUACAAGCGCGAGUAUUUCCCUGGUUGCACGCACGGGUUUGCUGUACGUGGGGAUAUCAAAAACCCACUGAUCAAAGCUGGGAAGGAGGGCUCAUUCAAGGCUACCGUGGACUUCUUCCUGGCGCAUUUGUGAGCAGUAUACCUGUCGCCGCAAUGUAAUAGGGUUUGGUACGAUUCAAUCCAAAUUCAAUAUUCAAUCUCGAAUGCCAAAACUAAGCUUGACGUAAGCAUGAUGCAAUCACAGCCACGUCGCUAGCCGUGCGAGCAUGCCAGCAAUGUUGAAGCGUAUGCAUCUCCAUGUGGGCGCGUCACAUCGAUGACAUAGUGUUCGCCUUUUCGAUGAGCCUUAUAUAAGG
Messenger RNA from Suillus clintonianus, 1086 nucleotides. RefSeq names its product dienelactone hydrolase. The transcript is spliced from 8 exons. The coding region runs from base 114 to 863 and encodes 249 amino acids. The record is from RefSeq and is a predicted model, not a curated record. Lineage: Eukaryota; Fungi; Basidiomycota; Agaricomycetes; Boletales; Suillaceae. Gene Ontology annotation, molecular function: hydrolase activity.